AUGAAAGUUGAGAUCGAUCUGAAGCGAAUUGAGCUUCUGAACGUGUUCGGUGCUAAGCUCACUCCCGCGCUGCAAUGGGUCCCCAACGCCGCAAUGAUUUGUCUGCUUGACAAGCCGACGAAGCUCAAGGAACUGCACAUCAUCAUCCGUGAAGGUCAUCGACCAGUUUCUUUCGACAAGCUCAUUCGGGCCUUGGAUAGCCGAGGGAUGAAGUUCGUGAUGGACAUGGUGGUCAAUCACACGUCAAAUCAGUACGGGUGGUUCCAGGCGGCAAAGAAGUCUAAGGACAGCGAGUUCCGAGACUUCUACAUCUGGAGAAAACCCAAGGACGACGCCAGCGGCGAGGAGGUCGAAAAACAGCAAGUUCAGUGA
Molecule: messenger RNA, 372 nt
Organism: Coniosporium apollinis CBS 100218
Lineage: Eukaryota; Fungi; Ascomycota; Dothideomycetes
Exons: 2
Coding region: 1-372 (123 amino acids)
Biological process (GO): oligosaccharide catabolic process
Molecular function (GO): alpha-amylase activity
Source: RefSeq, a predicted model, not a curated record